Adineta ricciae is the source of this 1452-nucleotide messenger RNA. The record is from the annotation of a GenBank genome assembly. Lineage: Eukaryota; Metazoa; Rotifera; Eurotatoria; Adinetida; Adinetidae.
AUGAACAACAAGAACAACAACAGAAUUCAUGAUGUUAACUCUGAACUGAUCCAUGUGAACACAACGUCUACAAGAAUUUUAUGUGAUUGUUUUCGACGAAACAGAAAAUUAAGCUGUAUGAUAAUAUGCAUUGUUGUUCUCGUUGUGAUCGUCAUUAUUCUCUAUGUCUUUAUUCGAACAAAGAAAACUAACAUCAACUUCAACAACACCACCACCACUGAACAGUUCAACGCUGUAAUCACUGAACAAUCCAAAACUACAAUCACUGACCAAUCUAAAAGCACAAUCACUGAACAGUUCACCACUAUGGUCACUCAACCUGACAAAACUACAACUAUUGAACAACUCAGAACUUCAACUGUGUCAACAGAAAUAACGACAUCUCCUUGUUCAACAUUAACAAUGAACAAUUGCAACACUUUAUUUUCCUGUUUCUAUUCAUAUAAACUUAACGAGAGAAUCGCAUCCUUCGCUGUUCAAGAUGUCAAUGAUGAUCAUGCACCAGAUAUCAUUGUCUUAAUUGGUAUCAGAACAAGUCAAAUCAGCAUUUUGUUUAACAAGGGUGAUGGUACAUUCAUGACACCAAGCACUUCUGAUAGUUUUGGAAUGGUACCUAUGAUAUUGUCCACAGGAGAUUUCGAUAAUGACAAGAAAUUGGAUCUAGUUGUUAUUAAUGUGUUUACACUAACAGCAAUUGAGGUUCUUUUUAAUUAUGGUAAUGGCACAUUUAUGAAACCAAUGAAAUAUCAAACUCAAGAAACACCAUUUUUCCUCUCAAUCGCAGAUAUGAACAAUGAUGAUAAACUUGAUAUUGUUAUUGGAUAUGUCGCUUCUAAUAACAUCUCAAUUUUAUUCAAUUUAGGCAACAAAUCUUUCAAACUCUAUGAUAUUUUCAAUUUUAGACAUUAUUUUGAAUCAAUUCUCAUUGCUGAUCUUGAUAAUGAUCAUCAACAUGACAUCAUUCUCUUUCACAAAAAUAUCUCAACAAUUGGUAUUGCAUUUAAUGAUCAACAAAAUACAUUUGACCAACGAAUUUAUUAUUCAUUCAAACAAAAUCUAAUUGCAUUGGCAAUAAUUGAUAUUAAUAACGAUGAAUUACAAGAUAUCAUUGUCGCAUUUGAUCAUGAAAAUUAUAUUUCUAUUCUGAUUAACAUUGGUAAUCGAACAUUUGUUAACAAAUUUCAAUAUUUUGUUGGUCAAUAUUCACAUCUCAUUACAAUAGUUGAUUUAAAUCAAGAUAAGAAAUCAGAUAUUAUUCUUAUAAAUACCCAAUCAAAAAGUAUCACAAUUCUUUUCAAUCAAAAUUCAACUGAAUUUAAUAAACAAAUUAGAUGUGAACUUCCAAAUAUAUCAUCAUCAAUCAUCUUCAUUGAUAUUAAUUAUGAUUCUAAACUUGAUAUAAUCUUUCGAGAUACAAUUAAUAAUUAUAUCAAUGUUUCUUUACAUAAUUGA